CGAUUCUUCAGGAAGUAAACAAACCCAGCUCAGAGUGGCGUUCACCGAGUUUCUGUUCAGAUUGUUGUUCAGUGUUGGUGUUUCUUAUCGUGUUCGUGUUUCUGUCGUCUGAUAAUUUUUGUGUGUGUGAUUGAUAGAUGCAUGACCGAGUGUAGUGCAGCAGCUCCAUCAUGUCAAGGAAACAGUCAGGAAAGCCCAUAAAGGGAAACAGGAAGUGUGAAUUAGAGAGGAAGAGAGACGAGAGAGCGGCCCGCCGGGCUCUGGCCAAAGACAGGAAGAACAGACCUCCAGGAGGAGAUGAUGGUGAGGAGUUUGUCAGCUUCUCCAACCAGCUUCAGGCUCUGGGGCUCAAACUCCGCGAGGUGCCUGGGGACGGGAACUGUCUGUUCCGGGCUCUUGGGGACCAGCUGGAGGGACACUCGCGAGGUCACCUGCGUCUGCGGCAGGAGACGGUGCAGUACAUGAUGACACACAGGCAGGACUUCGAGCCCUUCGUUGAAGAUGACAUGCCAUUCACAGAGCAUUUGUCAAACCUGUCUCAGCCGGGCACGUUUGCUGGAAACGACGCCAUCGUGGCCUUCGCUCGCAGGCAGCAAUUAAAAGUGGUUAUUCAUCAGCUGAACGCUCCAUUGUGGGAGAUAAAUGGUACAGAGAAGCCUUCAUGUCGUGAGCUACACAUCGCAUAUCGAUAUGGAGAUCAUUAUGACAGCGUCAGAAAGACUGGAGACAACUCUGAGAGUCCGGCACAUCUGCGUAUAGAGAGUCUGAAUAAUUCCAGACGCUUUGGAGAUGGUCAGAAGGAAAGGUCGAGCGGCGCCUCUCCCUCACGCUCUCUCUCUGAAGAUGAAGAGCUGAUCUUGAGCAUUCUCUGUGAAGAUAAUCAAUCAGACAAUCUGUGUCAAUCAAGGGCCACAUCACAGACGAGCCACAGUGAUUGGCUGGAGUCAGAACUAAACAACCAAUCAUCACGGAGAGAUUGUGCCUCAAGGACACACCCUUUAUGUCAAGGCAUGCAGGCUGAAAGUAGUGAAAACACAUCACCAACAGAGAGCAGCAUCUCACUUAAACCCAAGCUCUCUACUAAACAAAGGAAAGAGCAACAGCGCCUAGAAAAGAAGAAACGUCAGGAGGAGAGACAUAGACAGAAGGUUUUACAGGGCAGAGGGUCACAUCACCAAAAUCAGAACAUACCAGAAGCCGUCACUCUUGUGCCAGCGCUUAACACCCUGAGCAUCUAGAGCAAACAUGGGAGGAUAUUUUAAGUGGUCCGUACACUGUGCAGUGAUCUAGAAACUUGAUAGGUUGAAUGUAUAGGGACUGUGUUGUAUGAUUGAGGGUGCAUUUCUUUAGCACAAGGAUGAUGUCAAGAUGCGUCGGGCUGUAAGCUGUGCUUGAGAUUGCGGGCGACUGCAUUUUUGUACUGAACAGUCAAAUAUUAAAUCUCAUUAAAUUCAGUUGACACAUCUGAGCUCAGCCAAAGAACAAAUGUAAAGGGAACCGAAAUAUUGAGAGGAGAAAGAGUUGAAGAUUAAUAAUGGACAACUGUUUAAUCCUGUCGGGGUAUUUGAUUUAUUUGUUUAAAACACUUUCGGUUUUGUUUCUGCUUUCCAAUGAUCAUUGUUUUAACUGAGCGGUUUCUAACAGUUGGGCAACAUCAUAUUCUGCAGCGGAAUUCUAUAAAUAAACAUUUCAGAUUUAAA
Messenger RNA from Carassius auratus (goldfish), 1700 nucleotides. Its product is annotated as OTU domain-containing protein 3-like. The coding region runs from base 171 to 1238 and encodes 355 amino acids. Gene Ontology annotation, molecular function: cysteine-type deubiquitinase activity. The transcript has 8 exons. The record is from RefSeq and is a predicted model, not a curated record. Gene Ontology annotation, biological process: protein K27-linked deubiquitination; protein stabilization; protein K48-linked deubiquitination. Lineage: Eukaryota; Metazoa; Chordata; Actinopteri; Cypriniformes; Cyprinidae.